Felis catus (domestic cat) is the source of this 2319-nucleotide messenger RNA. RefSeq names its product ribonuclease A family member 1, pancreatic (gene RNASE1). Gene Ontology annotation, molecular function: RNA nuclease activity; nucleic acid binding. Bases 1640 to 2095 code for a protein of 151 amino acids. The record is from RefSeq and is a predicted model, not a curated record. Lineage: Eukaryota; Metazoa; Chordata; Mammalia; Carnivora; Felidae. The transcript is spliced from 3 exons.
UAAAAAUGAAUUUUUUCUUUUCUGUAUUCAAGAAAAAGAAAAGAAACAAGAAAAAAAGAAAAAAGAAGAAAAAAAAGAAAGAAUAUUGAAUGCAUGGACCAAUGAACGGACUGAAAUAUGACUAAAGCUAUUUUGUCUUCCCCUAGGAGUCAAACUAUGAAGCACUUUAUAGUCCAUAAACUAAGCAGGUGGAGAGACUUGUGUUCCUGAAGAGUGAGGUUGGCCCAGUUGGGCGGCGCAUAGGGUAAUGGCUCCAUUCUCCACUAGAUGGCACUGCCUAGCUUUUGGGGUGGAUUCUUGUGGCGCUUGUAGGUGCGUAUGCGCAUGCGCGGGUGCGGUUAAAAUGGCGUCACCCAGUCACCCAGUCUUAGUAUCGAACUCUGUUCUCCCCGAUCAGCAAUCACGCACCCAUCCACUCCACGCUUUUACACAGUCUGCGACCAAGCCCCAGGCAGCAUCUGCCUCUUGAGUUUUGUCUCAGAUGCUGUUGUUUUUCCCCACCCCUUACUUCUGAGGGACUGCGGCUUUGACCUGUUCUGCCCCUCUGCAGGAGGGUCUCACUGAGCAAUGACCGGGUGCCAGCUGCACCGAGGAACGUUUGCGGGACAGUGCUGCUACUGAUGCCCAGAGACUGUGGCCGGGUGCCAGCCCACCCCAGAAAAAGUUCGUAAGAUAGUGUAGCAUCAGCGUUUCAAGGAUUAUGGAAAAUCGCAACACACAUCUGGCACCGGGCUUCACCCUUAACGACCUUGUUCCAGCACCAGCGAAUGUGGUUGUUCUCCCGGGUCCACUGGGGCCUUACCUUUGGGGGACCCACACAGCCUCUACCAGGUGUCCUCACGGCAAGGCAACCGCCUUUCCACUUGUGGCCUGAAGAACCCUGGACUCCACUCUGCUCCUGGGGAUUCACCCUUCCCACCAGAGCACCACCAGGGAUUUGGGGUUUUGGUUUAGCUUCGGUUCCUCUCCUCAACUCUGACCUUACAGGAGUGGUCGCUGUAGAUGCGAACCACCCACACACUCACCUUCCGAACCCACGUCGGCUGCAGUGGCCACAGUGGGCUAGGUCACAGGCGGGCACUACCUCCCUGCCCCUGGACCUGAGAAGCCUCCAGCUGGACGCCUCACCCCCCCUCCUCACAGAAGGAAUUUCAACCGCUCCAGGACUCCUGGGGAGAGAGAGGACCUUCAUUUCCCUCCUGCUUGGUGAUCACAUGUUUAUGUGCCCUCUGCUAACCACUACUGAGGGCUCUUUGGUGAAAAUGGCCCUGAGAUUACAAAGACUUUGCUGGAGUUCAGGCACCAGUGCUGUGGUGACUUUCUCUGCUGCUCCUUGUGAACCAGCAGACCCAUGAGAUUCACAGGAAGGUUCCUAUAGGCAAAGACUCAUCCUUCCCAGCAAUGCUGCAAAAGUUUGGCCUGGCUGAUUCCUCACCCCUUGCUCCCAACGUCCUCGAUUCCCUCUGGACUGAAAGCAAGAUGCUCCUCCCACCCUUCUUUUCUUAGAAGCCAAGCCCCUUUGUAAUCUAUAUAAGAUUCAUACCCCAGGGAUCCAGGGAUUGCAGAGACUGGCCUUCUGCUCUCACCUGGAGACGAAGCUAGAGACCCAGCUAGGAUCUCCCAGGGAAGUGAGACCACCAUGGCUCAGAAAAGGUUCUGCAUCUGGUUCCCACUUCUGGUCCUGGUGCUGCUGGCGCUGGGGUACGUCCAGCCUUCUCUGGGCAAGGAAUCCCGGGCCAUGAAGUUCCAGCGGCAGCACAUGGACUCAAACCCCACCAACUACGGCCCCAACUACUGCAAUGAAAUGAUGAGGCGCCGGCAAAUGACAGAUGGACGGUGCAAGCCAGUGAACACCUUUGUACACGAGCCUCUGGCAGAUGUCCAGGACGUCUGCCUCCAGGGAAAUGUCACCUGCAAGAAUGGGCAGCCCAACUGCCACAGGAGUGUCUCAAAGAUGAAUAUCACCGACUGCCACCUGAGGCGUGGCUCCAGAUACCCCAAAUGUACAUAUGAGACCACCCAGGAAGAUAAAUACAUCAUCGUGGCCUGUGAGGGGGACCCGUACGUGCCAGUCCACUUUGAUGAUUCUGUUUAGGUCUCCACCUGAGGCCGGAGCAGUGAGAUGCACCCCUUCACCACUGUGACCCCUGUGUCUUCCCUCUCCCUUCCCUGCCCUGAGGGAAAUAACUCAAGUUGGUGCUCCUCCCCAGUACACAAAUGUUUCCCUGCCCAAGGCUUGCCCUUGCAUGGUUUGAGGGGUGAGGUGUGCCCCAUGUUAACCACUUCACAACUUCUUUCAAUAAAACACAGUUGCAUCCA